AUGCAGAUUCGCCAGUCCCUAUUCCUCGCCGCAGCCGGCCGCGCUGUGGCCCAGCAACUCCCCAGCCUGACUGAGGCGCUUGCCUCGCAAAAUGAGACUCUGUCGACACUGAUCUCCUUGAUUAGCAACAACACCGCCGUCAGCCAGAGCAUCGGCCAGCUGUCUAACAUUACCAUCCUGGCUCCCAAUAACGAGGCUCUCAACAGUCUCAUCAGCAAUGCCGAUCCCGCAACUGCCAUGAUGCUAGCCCAGCCAGACUUCAUCCAGGCUGUCCUGAGCUACCACAUCCUGAACGGCACUUACUACGGCUCCAACUUUACCGAGACUGCCGCAUUUGUGCCCACCGCUCUCACCAACGAGACCUACACUAACGUCACUGGUGGACAACGCGUCGAGGGUGUCGUCCAGGACGGAAAUGUCGUGCUCUACAGUGGUCUCCGCUUGAACUCCACUGUAGUGACUGCUAACCUCAACUUCACCGGCGGUGUUAUCCACAUCAUCGACUCGGUCCUCACCAUCCCUGGGAGCAUCCCCGACACCCUGACUGCUGCUAACCUGACUGCCCUUGCUGGUGCAGUCGGGGCUGCCGAUCUGGGCGACGCCCUGACCGACCUGCAGAACGUCACCAUCUUUGCUCCCAGCAACGAUGCUUUUGGCGCGAUUGGCAGCAUCACUGGCAACCUGUCCACCGAGGCUCUCGCUGGCAUUCUCCAGUACCACGUCGUUGACGGUGUUCUCGGCUACAGCAGCGGCCUUUCCGACACCACUUUGACUGCUCUUGAUGGCUCUGAGCUCAACAUUCGCGUUAUAGACGGCGAGGUCUUUGUCAACUCUGCCAAGGUUGUCAUCCCCGACGUUCUUGUCGCCAACGGUGUUGUUCACGUCAUUGACCAGGUCCUCAACCCAUCCGCCGCCUUGGCCACCCCCAACCCCAGUGCCACCACGACCACCCCGGCCUUCUCGGGUGCUUCGUCGACCACCGGCGUCCCCUUCACCAGCAACGCCGCGACCCCGUCCAGCACCGUCCCUGCCGCCAGCACCUCAGGCGUCCCUCGCCCGACUGGUGCCGCUGCUCCCAUGAAGACCGGUGCCGUCGGCGCUGCUGCCCUGUUCGGCGGUGCUGCUGUCCUGAUGAACAUGUAA
This is a messenger RNA of Microdochium trichocladiopsis, 1143 nucleotides long. RefSeq names its product FAS1 domain-containing protein. The transcript has 4 exons. Gene Ontology annotation, cellular component: fungal-type vacuole membrane. The record is from RefSeq and is a predicted model, not a curated record. Gene Ontology annotation, biological process: macroautophagy. Lineage: Eukaryota; Fungi; Ascomycota; Sordariomycetes; Xylariales; Microdochiaceae. The coding region runs from base 1 to 1143 and encodes 380 amino acids.